AUUUCAAUGAUCCCUUCAGUACUGAAGUUAAGCCAAGAAUCCUGCUCAUGGGAUUAAGAAGAAGUGGGAAGUCUUCCAUUCAGAAAGUUGUCUUUCACAAAAUGUCGCCGAAUGAGACUCUCUUCUUGGAGAGCACAAACAAGAUCUGCAGAGAGGAUGUUUCCAAUAGCUCCUUUGUCAACUUUCAGAUAUGGGAUUUUCCUGGGCAAAUUGACUUCUUUGACCCUACGUUUGACUAUGAGAUGAUUUUCAGAGGCACUGGAGCACUGAUAUUUGUUAUUGAUUCUCAGGAUGAUUAUAUGGAAGCAUUAGCUCGGCUGCAUCUUACUGUUACCAGAGCCUAUAAAGUGAAUCCAGAUAUCAACUUUGAAAUCUUUAUCCAUAAAGUGGAUGGUUUAUCUGAUGAUCACAAGAUUGAAACGCAAAGAGAUAUUCACCAAAGGGCAAAUGAUGACCUUGCGGAUGCUGGAUUGGAGAAGAUUCACCUCAGCUUUUAUCUGACAAGCAUAUAUGAUCAUUCUAUAUUUGAAGCAUUUAGCAAAGUGGUACAGAAACUGAUUCCACAGCUCCCAACACUGGAAAACCUGCUUAACAUCUUUAUUUCAAAUUCUGGGAUUGAAAAAGCAUUUUUAUUUGAUGUAGUCAGUAAGAUCUAUAUUGCAACGGACAGUACUCCAGUGGAUAUGCAAACUUACGAACUCUGCUGUGAUAUGAUAGAUGUUGUGAUUGACAUUUCUUGUAUAUAUGGGCUUAAAGAUGAUGGCACUGGAACUCCUUACGACAAAGAAUCAAUGGCAAUCAUAAAACUGAACAAUACAACUGUCCUUUAUUUAAAAGAGGUGACAAAAUUCCUUGCUCUUGUUUGUUUUGUCAGAGAAGAAAGCUUCGAGAGAAAAGGAUUAAUAGACUACAAUUUCCAUUGUUUUCGAAAAGCCAUACAAGAAGUAUUUGAAGUACGAAUGAAAGUAGUAAGAUCUCGAAAACAUCAAAGCCACAUGCAAAAAAACAAAAGACCCACUCCCAAUGGGACACCAAGAAUGCCACUGUAACUGAGGUUUUCUGGCUAUGUGGCAAGCAAAGUUUUCAUGAAGUUGAUGUGACUUCUGCAUCUCAUUGCACUGAGUGAAGAGGAAGACAAACGGGACUGAUAUUAUAUGAAUUCUCCCUGAACGUUCAGAAAGCACUGUUUAAUAUUUUUAUCCAAUCAGUUUUUUCAUAUAGUGAGCACUUUGAGCAAAUGUUGUAUAUAUAAGCAUUGAGGUGAACACUUGUAAGAAUUUUCUUAAUAUAUGCUGUAAACCUUUUUCAUGCCAUAUUAAGAAAAAACAGCUGUGACAGAAAUACUGGGUACAUAAUUUGCACUUUUUCAUGUUUUCCUUGUGGAGUUGGACUUUGAUAAACUUAGUUUUUAUGGUGAUUUUGAUGCAUGGUGUCAGGUAAAAUGUAUGCUGUAGUUUAUUUACCUGCUACAAUCAAAUUGGUUAGUAAACAAUUAAGAAAACUUGGUACAAUGCCUUUUAAAAUUUGUGACAGCUAAUACCUAACAUUCAUACAGAUCUAAUUUCGUAUAUUUUUCAAUUUGUAAACUGAAGAAUAAUUUUGAAGUAUUAUAGCAAUAAGCACCUUACCAGGGAUCAUAACUGGUAGGUAAAUAUUAGCUUUUAUAAAACAAAUAGCCUUUUGGCCAAAUUUCAUCCGGCGUUCUCCAUAACACUGGUCAUGCCCUCUGUUGGGUCUGUUUUUAUUAUUUACCUCAGCAUAUACCACUAAAAUACCUUUCUAUAAAGAUAUUUGUUUUGUAAAAUGGCUCUAUGUUGCACUGGUAUUUUUAUAAGGUUUCAGAGGAGGGUGUUCUGUCUGAAAGGCUGAAUUUACAUUGCUAAGUUUGUUUUGACAGCCUGCACAUCUGCACUUGACGCAGUGAAGAAUCUGUAUGUAUUUCCACCUUGACAUUCUGAUGUACUGAUAGGAAGUCCUAAAGAUGUGAGUGCUGGGUUCUGAUUCCCUCUAAUAGGGGUACAUCUGUGAUUGAAUUCAAGAAGAGACCAUUAAAAUGAGGACUGGACAAUACCUGCUGUAGUAAUCGGCAAACGUCACUACUUUUUAUUUUAAUACUGAACAUGGGUAGACUUACCACAGGAUCAGCCAGGACAGCAGAGCACUCCCAAACCUAAAGGAAGUAAAACUUGCUUUCCGAGUUCUGUA
Messenger RNA from Nestor notabilis (Kea), 2205 nucleotides. RefSeq names its product Ras-related GTP binding D (gene RRAGD). Gene Ontology annotation, molecular function: GTPase activity; GTP binding. Lineage: Eukaryota; Metazoa; Chordata; Aves; Psittaciformes; Psittacidae. The record is from RefSeq and is a predicted model, not a curated record. Gene Ontology annotation, biological process: regulation of autophagy; cellular response to starvation; cellular response to amino acid stimulus. Gene Ontology annotation, cellular component: Gtr1-Gtr2 GTPase complex; lysosome; nucleus. The transcript has 6 exons. Bases 48 to 1049 code for a protein of 333 amino acids.